AUGAUUGUUUCAGUUGUGGCGUUGCUGUUGUGCAUUGUACUGUCAUCAGAAGCAUCUGAUAUCCUGCAGUGCACAGGAGAGAGACAGAGUGAUGGACAGUUCUGCUUCCAUAUGUCAUAUGACUUUAAAGAUGGUGUCCGUGACUGCGAGACCCAAAGGCUCAUUGAUGAAAAAGUGGCAGAUUUCUCUGAAGCUGCUGGAAAUGCAAAGUUCAUGCCCCCACUUGCAGUGGUAAUGGCAAACACAACCAUCAUACAGACCUGCCCCAGUGCCAGUCAAGACCGCAGUUUCCUUAAAGUCUGCAGUCUGCUCAUUCAAGCUCUGCCUGUCAAUGAAAGCACAACUUUGAUCAUGCAUACCGCUCUGUUAUUUGCUGUUUUGUUCCCGUGUCUUUCUUUUAACGACGGAAAGUCGAUCGAAGGUGAAACGUGUGUUGGGAUUCGGAGAGAAGGUUCAUCCUAUGACUUUGACCUGCCCGACGGUGUGGCCGUGAACGUGCAAGACCCUGCGUGUGAUGCAGAAUGGACCAUUGAUCGAAUCUACACCGCAAUCCUGGAUAGAAAUUUAAGAUACUUUUCUCAUCCCUUCAAAAAUUUAAGUCGUUAUGGAAUCAGUGCGUCUUACUGUCCAGCUUCAGUUAGAUACCACGUCUCUUGUCCCACAUACACCAAGAACCUCAUUUGUUCUUGCACCAAUUCAACAGACAGCAAUUCCGUUUUUAGCACAAUUCUGCCAUCUAGAGACACAUCCUUAUCUGCCAUGAAAACUGGUUUAUCAAAGAGAAAAUACUACUGCACCAUUGUUGUUGCUGCCACUUUUGUCCCAGUAGUUGUCAUUUUGACGUACUUCAUCUGCAGGACAAACAGAAUGAGAGAUGGCACAUAAUUAACAAUACUUCCCUGUCUUCGGUUGGAGAAGUCCAUUACCACUAGAGGUCAAUGUCCACAAAGUUAAUUUCAUGUUGUGGCGCUUGUGUUAGACUUGUUAGCCUUUUCUGUUCGCUA
This is a messenger RNA of Labeo rohita (rohu), 1004 nucleotides long. RefSeq lists its product as uncharacterized. NCBI's taxonomy places the organism in Eukaryota, Metazoa, Chordata, Actinopteri, Cypriniformes, Cyprinidae. The transcript is spliced from 10 exons. Bases 1 to 885 code for a protein of 294 amino acids. The record is from RefSeq and is a predicted model, not a curated record.